Myxocyprinus asiaticus (Chinese sucker) is the source of this 4767-nucleotide messenger RNA. RefSeq names its product transmembrane 131 like (gene tmem131l). Lineage: Eukaryota; Metazoa; Chordata; Actinopteri; Cypriniformes; Catostomidae. The coding region runs from base 68 to 4576 and encodes 1502 amino acids. The transcript is spliced from 34 exons. The record is from RefSeq and is a predicted model, not a curated record. Gene Ontology annotation, cellular component: membrane.
GAUACUCUCAUUGACACAAGAGGGAGAGAAAGAGAAAGAAGUGAAGCCAGCGCUCAGCACAGCCAGCAUGGCGAGCCAAAGGGAUUUCACACACAGAAAAACAUGGAUUAAUGUCCUCCUGCGACUCUUACAGCUAUUAUUGCCCUACAUUCAACGCGGAGGAUCUCAACUUCAAGCUCUGAGUCCGAUGUCCAGCGUGGUUGAAGUUUGGCAGGCAGAAGACGCAGACUUCAUUAUACCAUCGCAGGCAGAGGAGCAGCAAAGUAAAGAGAAUGUUCCUCAAGAGGAGAGCUCUUCGUUUUAUGUGCAGGAGAGUGGGAGACAGCUCCUGUUUCAGCCGCCCACACUGGAGUUUGGACCACAGCCUGUUGGGCUGCCAAGAGCUGAAACCGUAUAUAUCCACAACCCCAGCCAGGAGCUCCCCGUCUCUCUGCUCUCAGUGUUUACAUCCAGCAGACAUUUUCACAUGCCUUCCUUUCACAGAAGGGUGAUUCCACCCAGAGGGAGGACAUCUUUAAAAGUCAUUUUCCUCCCCACAGUGGAGGGCAAUGAAGAAAUCUCUUUAUUUAUUAACACAUCAACCCAUGGGAUGAUAUCAUACCAGGUUUUUGGGGUUGGCAGCCAUGGGGGAUCUGUCAAGGACAUCCACAGAAGAGACAGCAUUCUGAUAUUUCCCCACAUACAGAGCAUUAAGCUAACACAAACUCAGGAAGAUGCCUCUAAUAUAACCAUUUUAGGUCUGCUGCUUGAUUGCAAUUUACCGAAAAUAUUCUACAAUCAGCCCCAGAGUGGGUGUUUAGUAUCUGAGGAAGGCGAAAUUGCACUUCAGAUCAGUCUUUCUGAGAGAGGCGAAAGGCCUACCCAUCUGGACAAACUCAAGCCCUAUGUGCUGGAGAACAUUAUGGUUCUGCUGGUCCUCCCACCACCAGGAGAUUCUGUCUCAGAUCCCAGAAUAAGAGUGUACAUGUUGAACUCAGGGGUUAAAAAGCUCUUUGUUAAGGAGAUGCAGCUCUUGUCAAGGACAGACAGCAGCAUAGAACUGAAUGAAGUGCUGCUCAAGCCUUCGGCUACAAACUUCACACAAGUGGCUUCACUGUUCUGUAGACGGUCUUUGUCAGCUAAAAGUAAAAGGUGUACCAGUCAGUUUGGCCUGCAGAUAUUAGCAGACAGAACAGUGAAUUUGUAUCCACUGUUGGACUCCACACACAGGUGGUGGGACUCUGAACUGAGUUCUUUGGUUCAGGUCCGACUGAAGCAAAGAGGUUCAGAGCAUGUGGAGCUUUGGCUGUCCAACCCUCUCCCCAUUCCCUUCAGAAUCACUAACAUAUCCUUGUCCCAACAUAUGCACAAACUCUUCAAGAUGGCCAAUUUUACAAAGUCCCUGGAUGUGAGGUCAGGUUGCUGGAAGCUCCUGUCUCUUCAGCUACUUAACAGAUCUUUACCCAUCAACCCCAGGACCACGGUUACCCUGAAAACCAGUGUGGGACUCUCACUGAAGCUUCACCUCCAUAUGUACUCCACUGCUUCAAAGCAUGGAGAUGUUAUGUUUGAGUCUGCUGAGGAGUGUGAACAGCUCUGUCCUCUCCGUAUGUCCAGAGCAGGACGUACAGAGUGGCAGGAAACUCUUCUCCCAGAAUCAUCCUCUUCUCUCUGGAGAGUGGACAGCAGUCUGGCCUCCUCACUGUGUAGCCGUUGGCACUGUAGCAAAGAGCUGUCCUGCAGAUGGCCCAGACUUCCUGCAGACCACUCUUCACCUCUCAACUUUGGAGCCACACCUGUCAACGAUAGUAAGGUUCAAAAUUUCACUCUGAAAAACCCGACCGGUUCAGUGGUUUCUGUGGAGAUCAGAAUCCUGUCCUCAUACCCGGCUCCACUUGAAGCCCUAGACAUGCUGACCAAAUGGUUUAAUAUUAGCCCGCUGUCCGUGAAUAUCACUACAACAGAAUUUUCGCUGUUGGCUGCUGACCAUAAGGAAAGUGAGAGAGGCGGUGUGCUGAGAUUCCUCCUCCAUCCGUGGGAGUCAAAGACGGUUUCAGUUGCAUACCGACCCACAGAACACAAGCCUGUUACUUCACUGCUCCUGAUCAGGAACAAUCUGACAGUAUUUGACAUGGUUCUGGUUAAAGGGUUUGGGGCUAAGGAGCUUCUGAGGGUGGGGGGAAAGCUCCCCGGGCCUGCAUCCUCACUGCGUUUCAACGUACCCCAGUCUACUCUCAAGGAAUGCAGAGAUGGUUUGAGAUCAAGUAAGCCGUUGUUUGCCAUCCAAAAGAGUUUUAAAGUGGAGAAUGCAGGCGAGUUGCCGCUGACUGUAGUAUCCAUGAACAUUAAUGGAUAUCAAUGUCAGGGUUACGGCUUUGAGGUGCAGCAAUGCAGAUCAUUCAGAGUGGACUACAACUCCUCCUCAGAAAUCACAAUUGCAUUUACACCAGACUUCACAUCUUCAUGGGUUAUCAGAGACUUGACUCUGGUAACAGAGCGUGGUUCCUCCUUUCACUUCACCCUCAAUGUGACUCUGCCUCACCACAUGCUGCCCCUGUGUGCUCAGGUGGUGCCAGGCCCCAGUUGGGAGGAGUCCUUCUGGGUCAUCACACUGGUCUUUACCUGUUCCUCUCUUGCUGGUGUGUGUCUGAUGGCUUUCAGUCAAGCUCAGCACAUUAUAAGUGAGUUCUUAACACCCAAUGCCCGAACCAAUCACAACUCUGUACCACGUGAAAACAGCAGUGUCAACCACAGCGCCUCAAACGGUGUCAGUAGAGGAAAAGUUAGUUGUAAGAACUUCACUGAUGCAUCUGACAAAGGCAAGGGACGGGGCUCUCCAGCCAUGGCAAAUGGGACAGUUCGGUCACAGUCCUCAUCCAAGAAAAGUUCCGGAGGUGCUUCGCAGCCUCCGAAGAAGCAAACUAAAGUGUCAUUCCUCUAUGGUAGAUACAAAAGUAGCCCUGCAGCUGCUGCUGCUAGUGCUUCCACUAACACUACCUUUUUCAACCCUUCCACCGACGAAGAGGGAGAUCGUACCUUUGAGUUGGAUCCAGAGGUUUGUAAUAACAACAAUAACAACAACGACGUAUUAGAUGAAACCCUACUUCUUUCUGAGAAGAAAGAGCACUUUAGAGAAUCCAAGGAGGACAAGGCAUUGCCUGCUGAUAUGUUUCCCAUGGAAACACUUUCUGGAUUACCUGAAAACAUCACAGCAUGUAACAUCUCUCAGCCUGCAGAUGAAGUGGUCGAGAACGAGUGUAAAAGAAAAAGCAAUGCCGAAAAAAGGGAUAACGUAAAUGAAGAGAAUAUAGAGAGUGGCAGCACUCAGAAGAAGAGGCCAGAGAAAGAUGCAGAACUUGGAGUGUCUGCCACCAACACCAAAGGAAAGAAAAACUCAGGCAGGAGUCGUAGGAAGGCAGCUGAACUCAUUCCUGGGCCUCCUGAAAACAGCAUUGUCAUGGUGACAGAGAGUGAGAGAGAACCUGAGUGCAUAGACUCUCGUAAUGCUGCUAGAAUCUGCAACACGAAACCUGAGCAACCCAAAAUAAGACCCAACCCAGACAGCCCUCUCAAACACAGUUCCGCCACGUCUUUGUGCAGACCGAGGCGCAAGUGUCCAGAGCGACGUCUGCAGUGGGAGUCCGGUUCUGAUUCAAGCAGUUCAUCAGGCAGCGUUAGGGCCAGCCGAGGCUCCUGGGGCAGCUGGAGCAGCGCUAGCAGCAUAGAGGGAGAAAAGGAUCCAAACAAACAUCCCAGCAGGAAAAGAGACAACAUCCAUUACAACCCAUAUCCAACAGAUCGUGAAUGUUACCUGAACAUGAACUGUACUUACAAAACUCAAAGCAUGAACAAUCUUUAUGUCAGGGAACCGUGCCGAAGCCCAGAGGGCUGUCCUGCCCCUGCACUCCCUCACAGCUUCGCAGAUGUAGCUGGAGGUGUUGAUAAAAACAUUGAUAUGGUUGGCUCUAAUGUGAUAGAAGAGACAUGGUCGGCCCCCUCAGUUCCUCUGACCAAUGAAUUCAGGUACAACAUGACCGAAUCCCUCGCUUUCGUCCCCCAGAGUCCCUCAUCUGGUUAUAAUGGAAGCUUCCCUUGGAACAACAUGAACCGCCAGUGCACAAGUCAAUAUCCCUAUAAUCCUCAGACAAAGUACUUACCACCUGGGAAUGGCAAUUACCAAAAUAAAUUCUCAUGCCAUGAAAGCCAAACCAUGACCCACAGUCAUCAACAUGUCUGGGGUGAGAAUGGAGCACAUGACAUGAACUCCACUUGGGACACUGGCAGUUGUAUGGGCAGCAAGCCAUACUUUCCAGGAACCAGAAGUCUCUCACCCAUGUCCAGUCUAUUCGGCUCUAUCUGGACACCCCAAAGCGAGCCUCACCAGAGCCAUUUCCACCCAGCACCUGUCUCGCCCCACUUACCAGUCUCUCCCGUUGCACCUUUCAGUCGUGAACCAGGCGGCGCCUGCCCGGGAAAACAGUACUCCAGCUUCAAUCCCUUUGGACCACACAUGAAUUUGGACAUUUGGAACUCCUCUUCAAACCGUAGCUCCAACUCUCAGCUUUCCAACGAUUCAGGCUACUGCGGGGAUAUGUGAGGGAACCGAGCAAAAGUGGUGCUUUUGAAAAAUGAGGGGAAAAAAGAAUGUGCUUUUAUCUCUAAUGGGGGAAAUGUGAAUAUUCUUCUUUCUUUUAUGUUUGUUGUUGUGGGUUCAGCAUUUUGUUGUAUAUUUUUCUAGAUGUUUUGCAAGUUUGACCAUUGAAAAUAAUAAAAAAAAAAAGUUUUGUA